UCAAGAGGGAACCCUAGAAAAUGAUGAUAAAACUAACAAAAGGUGUAGUCAUAACACAUAACCUAACAAUUGACGGACAAAACAACUCACUGCAUUAAAAAAAUUAAAUAAUGCAUGACUUUAAAGAGAAAGUAGUUAUAGUUACUGGAGGUGCAAGUGGGAUAGGUGCACAUAUUGUCGAAGAAUUUCUGAAAGAAGGCGUAAAGUACAUAGCAUUUCUAGAUAUCGCUGAAAAUGUAGGUGUAAAGUUAGAGGGUAAACUAAAAAUAACUUAUGGAGAGAAUAAAGUGUGCUUCUUUAAAUGCGAUGUCACAAAGGAUGAAGAAUUAUUCGGAAUUUAUGAAAGCGUUCAAAAAGAUUUUAAUGGUAUUGAUGUAGUUGUAAACAACGCUGGUAUUGCUACUGAGACUCCAAAGACAUUUAAAAAGACUAUUGAAACUAAUUUGUCAGCUACAAUUUCUUCUACAUACAAAGCACUAGAUCUCAUGCGUGUUGAUCAUGGUGGAAAAGGAGGAACCAUCAUUAACGUAUCUUCAGUCGCCGCACUGUCUUUACUAUCGCCGAGUCUCUUUACAUACUCAGCAACUAAAAUGGCAGUGUUACACUUCAGUAACUGUGUUGGGAAAGAAGAAUAUUAUCGCCACACCAAUGUGCGUGUAUUGACAAUAUGCUUUGGGAUAACAGAAACAGCUAUAUGGGACAAAAUGGAUGUUAUUGACGAAUUAAUACAAGAUACACUUAACAAUUUUAAGUAUAAAAAGAUGCAAUCUGGUGAAGUAGCCGCUCAAGGAUUAAUGCAAAGUUACAGGGCUGGUAAAAGUGGAAGCACAUGGCUUAUUAAUUACAACAAUGUUACGGACAUCAGUGACGAUAUACAACAAGGAUUCAAAGUUUUGUCUGGAAACAAAACAAUGUAGAGAGCUUUCUAUAACUUGAUUGAACAUAGUGGCAUCCAAACACAAAAGAAAAAGCUACAUUUACUUACUUCAUGCAGAACAAAGAUGAAAAGCUGCUUAUCAAAGUAGAGAUCAUAUUAAUAUCAAUAAUAGUAACAUGUAUAUAAUCAGCUGUUACGUAAUUAUUGUUUACCUACAUAAUUAUUUCAAUAAAGUAUUUAUUUAUUAGUAGUAGGUAUAGAAAAUACAUGUAUGUAGUAAUAUAAAAUAUUUGCUAAUGAUUAUUUAUAAGUCGUGACUUGCAUUGCGCUUUGGCAUUUACUGUUAGCAUUGAAAGAAUCUGUUAAAAAAAAAAUGUAAUAAAAAUAAAAUUUAAAGAUUUCA
Messenger RNA from Maniola jurtina (meadow brown), 1280 nucleotides. Its product is annotated as 15-hydroxyprostaglandin dehydrogenase [NAD(+)]-like. Gene Ontology annotation, cellular component: cytoplasm. Gene Ontology annotation, molecular function: oxidoreductase activity, acting on the CH-OH group of donors, NAD or NADP as acceptor. NCBI's taxonomy places the organism in Eukaryota, Metazoa, Arthropoda, Insecta, Lepidoptera, Nymphalidae. Bases 111 to 917 code for a protein of 268 amino acids. The transcript is spliced from 5 exons. The record is from RefSeq and is a predicted model, not a curated record.